Messenger RNA from Trichobilharzia szidati, 3625 nucleotides. NCBI's taxonomy places the organism in Eukaryota, Metazoa, Platyhelminthes, Trematoda, Strigeidida, Schistosomatidae. The record is from the annotation of a GenBank genome assembly.
AUAAUUUAAAAUCAAAGCUUCCACAAAAUAACUAGCUGUUAACUCAAAAUCAUGGUACUAUCUUUCCUGAGUUUAUCGACCAACCACACGCACGCAUAUCGAACGGCCAUAAUGGAUCUGGCCUUCGUAAUAUUGACCGCAGUACGUCGAUAACUUCGAUCGAAUUUUUCCGCACGUUUUCUGGGAAUUUGUUGAAAUUUGGUCGUGGAGCGUUUUUUUCUUCCAUUCUAAAUGCUAAAUGACUGAGAGGUCUUUUCAGUCUCUAAUCAGUGGUAUUUCUCUUCAUGACGAAACUGCUCUCAACAACAUUUCACUAAAAGCUGCACUUGACAACCAAAAUUUUGAUCUAAACGGACAAAAUCAUGAUGAUGGAUUAUCUGUACCAAGCAAAGGAGUAAAUAUCGUUUCAAAACCAAAAAUGCUGCCCUCUGGAAUAUCUGCUAGUUCUGGUUGUGGGACACUUACAAUGGCCCCUGUCCCUAUUGGGGCUCUUGCUCCUGGUAAAAUUAGUCUCCCUCUUGGCGAUUUGGAAAAUAUCCCUAUUUUCAAUACUGCAGACACUGGAUCACUUGAAUUACAAGCACUACAAGGUGGAGCUCAAGCACUACAAGGUGUUCAGACUGUCAAGUUGACAUUCAUUAACUGUGGUGAUCAGCAGACUAUACUUCUUACUACUCCUUCAACUCAUUUCACUAUGCCUGACCAAAGUUUGGAUGGAAUGACUCUCACUCUACCUGACAAUUUACUGGCUACUGACCUCAACUUUGCAGGUCUCACAUCAAUGCAACUAGGGGAUAUGACAAGUGGAAAUGAUAAACCUAGUGUUUCCGAAAGUGCGAAAUCCACUAGCUACACAAAUAUGACUUCCCUGCCACCUAUCACUUCUGUAUCGGAUAAGUUGUAUAAUCAAAUGACGAAUGAAAGUGAAGCCAUUCAGCAAAGUCACAGUUAUGCUAUUGAGGAUUUAAAGCCAGUAAUGCAGAAAAAUAAUGAAAAACUACACGAAGGAAAUCCUGCGUAUGGGCAUGUUAAUCCACCUGGCAAUAUGAAUGUCUCGCCAGCUGUUGUUACAUCUCAAAACACUUUUCCACAAAGUAUGAAUGUAAAACCUGUGAAGCUGAUUGACCCAGGUAAUUCUAUCCAUAUUCCCAUAUAUCUUUCAGGUAAUGUUUCCCCUGGCCCUCAGGUUGAUGGAAGUGACCAAGAAGGUAAUGAUCAGAACUUGCCAGAUGAUAUGAGUGAACUUAACACUAAGGAUUUAGCUCAAAGAAUUAGUGCUGAACUAAAAAGAUAUAGUAUCCCACAGGCGGUAUUUGCACAACGUGUCCUGUGUCGAAGCCAAGGGACACUUUCAGAUUUAUUAAGAAACCCUAAACCAUGGAGUAAACUAAAAUCAGGUCGUGAAACAUUCAGACGUAUGUGGAAUUGGUUAAAUGAACCUGAGUAUCAACGGAUGUCUGCAUUACGUUUAGCAACAUGCAAACGAAAAACAGAAGAGACACAGAAAGCUCAAGAUGAACGUACUUCAAAGAAACCUCGACUUGUUUUUACUGAUAUUCAACGUCGUACAUUACAUGCUAUUUUCAAGGAGACUAAACGUCCAAGCAAAGAAAUGCAAGCAACUAUUGCUCAACAAUUGAACCUGGAAGUUUCAACAGUUGCUAACUUCUUCAUGAAUGCUCGUCGCAGAUCUUUAGACAAAUGGGUAGAUGAUAAAGAUGUACAAUUGACAGCGUCAACAUCCUCUCCAGUUCAUAGUUUAGAAGGUUCACCACCAAAUCAUAGCACACGUAUGUCUUCGCAUAUGGUUGACCAUUGUGCUGUCCGAUCAGCUCAUGAUACUAUAACAACACCUCAUUUACCAGACUCAAUGAAUGACUCUGUUCUCAAUCGAAUUCCAGGUUGCCAUUCAGCUAUCUCCACUUCAGUUGAGCUGUCAUCCUCUCCUGCACCACCUAGUUUAACUCCAGAUGCAUCAUUAUCUAUGAAUCAUUCGGAUGUUCAUUUGAAUGCACCAUGUCUUGUAAACGAAGACACGCGAAAUACUCUACUUUUAUCAUCUAAUGAUUCAAAUGUACUACAGUCUCAAUUACUCAACCGUUUAGUUGUUGGUGGACAAAAUACUAUGCUAGUAACACAAAAUGUAAGUCCAGAUACUGAAAAGAGUAUGAUGCAUUCCACUCCACUUUCAUCAUCAUGUAUUACAUCGUCUGGUCUUUCCACUAUCAAGUCAGCUUUGGAUUCUCUAUGUGAUCCUCCAUCUCUGUCGCCUCAUUCACACCUUCCUCCUGCACCCGUUGAAACACUGCACAAUAUACAUUCUAUUCCACGUUCAAUGGCGCAUAGAUCAACAUCUGAUACAGUAUGUACUGCAAAUCACGUCUUGCCUUCUGCUUCUACACUCAUAGGUCAUGAUCGACUUAACGUUGAUUCUAUUGGCCAGUCAACAUCUACAACUGUUCUUACUUCCUCACAUAAUUUAUCUAAUAAUACUCUAGUGCUUCGUACAAAACAAGAAGACUUAAACUCUGGCCUAAUAAUCAAUGCUACGUUAAAUUAAUUUGUUUAUGAUAUUAUUUAUCAUGUUUCCAUAAUUAUUAAUAUUCCCAAGUGCUGUGUAUGCUACUCCUUACAAUUACGUUCACAAUUGUGUUCAUUAGUUCUGCGAUUGUGUGAUUUAAAAACAAACAAUAACUAUUAUUUUAUCUAGUUUCUAAUCAGCAUUAUUUGUUAAAUUACUGGAAUAUGCUUCAUACUUCAUGCAUGGGAAAUGCGUAUCCCAGUUUUCUUAAAUGGUGCAAUAUUCUUUCGUAGUCACAGUUAUUGAUCAUGAUGUUGUUUUGUUUUGUUUUUUUUCUUUGAAAAGUGUACAGUUUUGUUUGGUAGUUUUAUUGUUUCUUUUUUUUGUCCCAUCCCCUUUGUUUCUUUAUUUCUAUCAUGUAAUUGAGUUGACUUUGCUAAAUUUUUAAUGUGCGCGCUUACUCAAGACAACAUAUAUAGUUACUUGAGUUUUGCAUCCCGCAAAUUAUGCUGCAUUUAUUGCGGGUAUUGUGCAGUUUCUGCGCUUGUCCUAAUGUUGAGAUACAUGUGUGGUAGGGCUGAAUCAGGUCCACUUUGUUUAGUGGGAUGAUUGUUUUUUGAGAAAUAGGCGACUUGAUUUUUCUUUGGAAUCCCUUGACAAACGUUGACAAACCGAUUUUCGCACGUUAGGCUACUUUUUUGUUACUUGCGCACUGUCAUUUGUUCACAUAAUAAUAAUAAUGAUAAUAAUAUUGGUUUAUUUUAGUUUAUUUUUAUUUCACUUGAACUGCAUCAUCAUAAUGAAAGUUAACUAUUGUUAAUGAUAAUAAUAAUAACAGUAAUAAUGCCUUCGACUUUUUAUCCCAAUUCUUGUCACUUUACCCCAGACACAGUUUAACUUCUCAUUCUGACUUUGUUUUUUUUUUCUUUGUUUUUUGUUUUGUUUAUUUUUGAUUCGUGAAUUAAUUUUUGACUAAUAAAAAUAAUAAUAAUAAUUCAUGGUGAUACUUGUAACUUGGUAGCUUCUGUAUUCAUGUACAUUAACCGUUCCCUUUGUUUUGUUUUGUUUUAUUUAUUUAAUUAUUUGUUAUUUACAUUGGUAAAC